UGGAUGAUAGAGGAAAACAAAACGUUUGUUACACAUCCAUCACUCAUUCAAAUUCAGCCUUUAAAAUGUCAAAAUCACUCAACAUAUAGUAUAUAAAAGUCAUACCAACAAAAACAAUGGCGUGUUUGUAUUGAACUUUAUGGUUAGAUUAUCACCAAAAUAAUACAAAUAAUAGUCAAAGAUGUCCAAUUACUUUAUCUUUCUCCCAAAAAAAGCCCACUAUUCUCAACAUUAUUCCACUAACAGUAUAUUCCGCAGUUCACCGAGUUCCGGUCACCGGAAAAUGUCUCCUCCAACUGUCUCUCUCCUCCCCAUUUUCUCUCUCCUCUUUCUUCUUCUCACUCCUCAAUCUUCUUCCUUCCCUUUUCCCAAACCAAAACCAGAAAUUCAAUCACCCAUCAAAACCAUCGUCAUUUUAGUCAUGGAAAACCGUUCAUUCGACCAUAUUCUUGGGUGGCUCAAAUCAACCCGACCCGAAAUUGAUGGGUUAACCGGAAACGAGUUCAACCGGUUGAACUCCUCUGACCCCAUAUCACCCCAAAUUCACGUCUCAAAUGAUGCGGUUUUUGUUGACUCGGACCCGGGUCACUCAAUCCAAGCUAUAACCGAACAGAUAUUCGGGUCGACCCGAUUAACUGACCCAGCACCUAUGAAUGGGUUUGCUCAACAAGCUAAUUCUAUGUCAACCCACAUGCCAAAAAAUGUUAUGAGUGGGUUUAAACCUGAGUUAGUUCCUGUUUACACUGAGUUAGCCAACGAGUUCGCCGUGUUGGACCGGUGGUUCGCAUCGGUUCCUGCGUCAACUCAGCCGAAUCGGUUUUAUGUUCACUCAGCUACUUCUCAUGGUGCGUCAAGUAAUGUAAGGAAAGAUUUAAUUCAUGGGUUUCCUCAAAAAACAAUCUUUGAUUCACUUGAUGAAAAUGGGCUUAGUUUUGGGAUUUAUUACCAAAAUAUCCCUGCAACUAUGUUUUUCAAGAGUUUGAGGAAGAUUAAGCAUAUAACUAAGUUUCAUAGUUAUAGUUUAAAGUUUAAAUUGCAUGCUAAACUUGGUAUGUUGCCUAAUUAUGUGGUAAUUGAGCAAAGGUAUUUUGAUAAGAAUAUAUUUCCUGCUAAUGAUGAUCAUCCUUCGCAUGACGUGGCGGAAGGACAGAAGUUUGUGAAGGAGGUGUAUGAGACACUGAGGGCUAGUCCACAGUGGAAAGAAAUGGCUUUGUUGAUAACGUAUGAUGAACAUGGUGGGUUUUAUGAUCAUGUUCCUACCCCUGUUUCUGGGGUUCCUAGUCCUGAUGGGAUCGUUGGGCCCGAACCGUUUUAUUUUCGGUUCGAUCGGUUGGGAGUUCGGGUUCCCACGUUGUUGAUUUCCCCUUGGAUUGAUAAGGGUACUGUGAUCCGGAAGCCUGAUGGACCUACUCCAACAUCGGAAUUCGAACAUUCCUCCAUCCCUGCUACUGUGAAGAGGCUUUUCAACUUAAAAUCCAAUUUCCUUACUAAACGAGAUGCGUGGGCUGGAAGCUUUGAAAAGUACUUCUAUCUGCGUGACACUCCACGUGAAGAUUGUCCAGAGAAACUGCAGGAGGUUAAGAGAUCACUAAGGCCAUUUGGAGCCAGAGAAGAUGCAAAACUUUCAGAGUUUCAGAUGGAAUUAAUACAACUUGCUUCGCAACUUAAUGGUGACCAUGUUCUUAACACUUACCCGGAUAUUGGCAAAAAUAUGACUGUGAAUGAAGCCAAUCAAUAUGCAGAGGAUGCAGUGCAUCGAUUUUUAGAAGCUGGGAAAGCAGCUAUUAAAGCUGGAGCUGAUGAAUCAACUAUUGUAACAAUGAAACCAUCUCUUACCAGUCGGACUUCUGGUGGUAGCCUCAGCAGCUAUCAAUAGAAUCAUUGUUUCUUCUAAGUUACACUUUGUGUAAAUAUUUAUAUACUACGAUCAAAUGUACGUUUAUGCAACCUUUGCUAAAAACCUAGUAGGAAAAGAGCAUUGAAGAAUAUUAAUAUCCUGUAAAUAUAACAUCAUAUUGAAACAGUCUUCUUGUCUCUGGGAGAGGCAUGCUGCUGAGUUCAGAGGCAAUGGAGCAUCUGUUGUGAUUUGUCUAUAUAUAUUAGAUUGAGAUUUCAAGGUACUAAGGUAUGUCCCUAAUAGACCUUAUUCCAUCGUCUGUAAUUUUCAUAUUACGUUCUGCAACUGUAAUGUCCUGCUGAAGAUUAUGAAAAUGUAUUUGGUGUUCUGUAAUGAUCAUAUUCCAAAAGCA
Messenger RNA from Chenopodium quinoa (quinoa), 2249 nucleotides. Its product is annotated as non-specific phospholipase C1-like. Gene Ontology annotation, molecular function: hydrolase activity, acting on ester bonds. Lineage: Eukaryota; Viridiplantae; Streptophyta; Magnoliopsida; Caryophyllales; Amaranthaceae. The record is from RefSeq and is a predicted model, not a curated record. Gene Ontology annotation, biological process: phospholipid catabolic process. The coding region runs from base 182 to 1876 and encodes 564 amino acids. The transcript has 3 exons.